This is a messenger RNA of Mytilus trossulus (common blue mussel), 1176 nucleotides long. Its product is annotated as sex peptide receptor-like. The transcript has a single exon. Gene Ontology annotation, molecular function: G protein-coupled peptide receptor activity. Gene Ontology annotation, biological process: G protein-coupled receptor signaling pathway. Gene Ontology annotation, cellular component: membrane. The record is from RefSeq and is a predicted model, not a curated record. Bases 1 to 1176 code for a protein of 391 amino acids. NCBI's taxonomy places the organism in Eukaryota, Metazoa, Mollusca, Bivalvia, Mytilida, Mytilidae.
AUGGCUUCCAUGUUUCGUGAUUUAUUCGGUCCAUCGGAAUUUAACCUUACGGAUAAUAUUUUCGAUAAUGUGACCUACAAUAGGAAUACUAUUUACCGUAAUUUCUGUCAUGCAUUGAACUACCCAUAUGGAGAUAAGGUAAUAUAUGGAUAUAGCUUACCAAUACUGGCUGUCGUGUCACUUUUUCUCAAUUCUCUUGCAAUUUUGGUCUUCAUGACAACCAAUUGUAAGUCUCCAACUAAUAUGAUCCUCAUCGCUCUAGCUUUAUCAGACACUCUGGCGCUGUGUGCUAUUGGUCCUAUGUUAUUUAUAGUGUAUGGUCUAGGAAACAAAGAGAAGAUAUUGAGAUAUCCAUUUUGCAUUUAUCAUGAUUAUUCCUAUUAUGUUGCCAAUAUGUUUCAUAUUCUUUCAAUAUGGCUGACUACACUGCUUGGAUUUCAAAGAUAUAUUGUUGUCGCCUUUCCUUUGAGGGGUCCACGUUUAUGGACUAGAAGAAACUCAUUCUUGGGAAUUCUCAUUCUAUUUAUACUUUCUUUUGUCAUUAAUUUUGUGCCAUAUCACCAAAAGACUUAUUUCGGAGGAGAAUUUUAUGAAAAAGCAACCGGUGAAAAAUAUGAGAAAUUGUGUGUUUGUGAAUAUGUAGAAUCGGCUCGGGCAAUCGGAACAAUUUAUACAUGUCUAAAGUUAUUUCCGGGUACGAUUGUUCCUUGUUUUAUGUUGACAGUUACAACAGUUCUUCUUAUUUCCGAACUAAAAAGAGACACUAUUCAGAUAAUAUUACUACAUUCAGAGGGAAACACCAGAGAGAGACGAGAUCUCAAGCAAAUAGAACGGACAUCAAGAACGAUAAUCGUCAUAGCAGUUUGUUUUCUUUUCAUAGAACUUCCAUUUGUUACUCUCUACAUUUGGAUCCUAAUAGAACCGGAUCCUAAAUACUCGUCUCUUAAUGAAGACUCCAGGUUUUACACUGCUUUAAGUUUUAAUUUUCUGGUGUACUUAGGAAGUAUGGUUAAUUUUUUUGUCUUCAUAACAAUGAGUCAAAAUUUUCGAAAAAAACUCAAAUUCAUUUUGUUACUUGGCUGGAUAAGAUUGCUUCCCUCUAAAGUGAGGAAAUCGCCAACAUUUCAUACGCAUGAAAGUAAUAUUAUUCACAAUGUCAAAGAUACUGGGGUAUAA